Molecule: messenger RNA, 798 nt
Organism: Ilex paraguariensis (yerba mate)
Lineage: Eukaryota; Viridiplantae; Streptophyta; Magnoliopsida; Aquifoliales; Aquifoliaceae
Source: the annotation of a GenBank genome assembly
AUGGCCAUAGCCGCCACCAUUUCAGUCCAUCUCACCACCCCGGCUCGCCGGUCUCUCUCCUCCUUCACUAGUUCCUUUCGGUCUUCUUCUUCUUUCUUUUCUCUUCAAAUGGACACUCUCAAAUCGAUUACUACUUCAAUUCGGAAUCCUAAGUUUCGGGUCAUCUCUGCUUCUUCAAUUAGAAUCGAAGCGCCCGAGGAAGCCUCCCCAGCUUCUUUUCUAGACCGGAAAGAAAGUGGGUUUCUUCAUUUUGUCAAGUACCAUGGGCUUGGCAAUGACUUUAUCUUGGUGGAUAAUCGAGAUUCUAUGGAACCCAGGAUCACUCCGGAACAAGCGGUGAAGUUGUGUGAUCGGAACUUUGGUAUUGGAGCUGAUGGAGUGAUAUUUGCAAUGCCGGGGAUCAACGGAACUGAUUACACAAUGAGGAUAUUCAAUUCAGAUGGUAGCGAGCCCGAGAUGUGUGGUAAUGGAGUUCGUUGCUUUGCUAGAUAUAUUGCCGAGCUUGAUAGUUUACAUGGGAAGCAAAGUUUUACCAUACAUACUGGUGCUGGUUUAAUUGUUCCUGAAAUUCAAGAGGAUGGAAAGGUUAGAGUUGAUAUGGGUGAACCGAUACUGAAGGCACUAGAUGUUCCCACAAAACUGCCUGCAAAUAAAGAUCAAUCUGUUGUCAAAUCAAGACUGGAGGUAGAUGGAGUAACAUGGAAUGUCACAUGUGUUAGCAUGGGAAAUCCCCAUUGCGUUACUUUUGGCACGGCAGGAAACCAGGUAUGUGUAUUCCUCAAAGCAUAUUUGAUGUAG